Messenger RNA from Danio rerio (zebrafish), 2955 nucleotides. The record is from RefSeq and is a predicted model, not a curated record. NCBI's taxonomy places the organism in Eukaryota, Metazoa, Chordata, Actinopteri, Cypriniformes, Danionidae.
CUCAAAUCUCUUGGAUCAAAUCAUUCUUGAAUGCUAAGCAGCUCAGUCUGUUGUUUUGUUGUCCAUGUUGCUAAGCGACCAUCAGCAAGUCAAAGGCUGAGAGAAAAGACAAAUCCCAAAAGAGAACGAGACGUGGUGGAGGGCAGGAAAUUGUGAGUUUUUAAGAGCCAAUUUCUGGUGCUUCUGUGUGGACCAAGGAGCUGUAUGUUUGAAGACGAAAUGUGGGACACAAGGUCUCUGGAGAAGAUGGUGAACAGGACGACCCUAAGCACGCAGAGAGUUCUCCACACACACAUUCUGGAACUAGGAGAACGCCUGAGUCCGUGGUAUUCUCCCAAGGCAAAAGCAGAUGACCACCUCAAGUCUCUAAACUCAGUCAAUCCUUGGCCUGCGAUUGGACGGGAACAGCCUGACGCCCCUGCCGUGGAGGAAUUUCGGCAGCUGGCAGACGAAGAGAGACGUGCUGCCCUUAGACUCCAAGAGGAGAGGCUGCGGGAUUGCUUUCAGGAGGCCCUGCGAGCGCAGGCCAGGCUGGAGGCUGAGAAGAGGCGAGAGCUCCGGGUCGAGCUGCAGGCCCGCUUCAGAGCGCGCUGUGAAGGCCUGAGGGCUCAGAUGGAGGACGAGAAGGUCCAAGCCGUAGGCGAGGCCUGCAGGAGUCUGCAAACCAAGCUGCAGAAAGAGGAAGAAGAGAGCCGAGAGAGGCUCAUACAGAAUAUACUUCAAGAGAAUCAGGAGUGUCUGAGGAGGUGUGUGCAGGACACCGAGAGAAGAGUUGGUGAGGAGUGCGACGUGAAGACAGAAAGAGAGAGACGAGUCCUUCAGGAUAGACACGAAGAGGAGAAAUCUGAGCUGCAAAACAGGCUGCGGCAGCUGCAGAACAGUCUGGAGCAGGCCUGCAGGGAGCGCGUUCAGUAUGAAGCAGAGUUUAAGAAGGUGCAGGCCAGUUACAGGCUGUUUGUGGAUCUGACUGAUUCCUCCCUUCACUCUGAUUACCUCCUGAAGCUGCGUAGGCUGGGCCAAGAGCCGGGGCUCAUGGACGCUGCCACACAGACUGAUGAGAUCAGCCCCGAACUGUGAUCUUGUGAUGCCAGAGUUCUCACACCACAGCGCAUGGGUAUUUGACAUGACAUGACAUAGUUGUCACACAGUGUCCUGCAGUUUGAUGUUGCACUUUGUCUAAACCCAUGUUAAGGUUUUUGCUAAAGUUGUUUUGUAAAAUCAGUAAGAAUACUACUUUCAAAAUGUUGUGCACAAUGCGGGAUUAAGACUACAGAAGCUUAAAGGUGAUUAGAAAUUGUGUGAAAACGCAAAUUAUGGCACUUUGCAUUUAAAUAUUUAAAAUUAUAAUAAAGACAUCAGCAUUUUCUCUCAAAACGUAUUUCUAAAGGGGCUGUUUACUUAAAAUUUUCAUUAAAUGUCAGUAACAACCAACAUAAUCCAUACUUACAAAGAAACCAAAACUAAUUACAUCAGUUUAAUAAAAUGAAAUGAAACAAGGAAAAGUAUUGAACACAUGAAGAAAGGGAGGUGUCAAAAGUCAUGUAAAGCUCAGACAGCAGCUGAAAUAUCUUAGUAGUUGUUCAGCAAACCUUCCUCUCAUCAGUGUUAAUGCAUAUUAGCUGCUUCAGUCCCAACAUCUACACAACCAGAUGAUGAAGAUAAAGCCAGGGUUUACAUUUCGACAAGACAAUGAUCCUAAAUGCAACCAAGAAAACUCUCAACUGCUUUCAUAAAAGAAAAUAAAGCUGCUAUAAUGGCCCAACCAAUCUCCUGACUUAAAUCCAAUAGAAAAUAAGAACUAAAGAGCUGUGUUUAUAGACGAGACCCACAGAACCAUCAAGAUUUUUAGAUUGAAGUCUGGGGAAGACAAAUAAUCACACCAAAGCAAUGCAUGUGACUUCAUUUUCUAAUAAAGAGGACUCUUGAAGCAGUCAUUACCAAAACAAAGCCUAUUAUAUAAAGUGUUGAAUACAUUUCAGUAGUUCAGUACUUUCUCCUUGUCAUUUCAUUCAAAAUACAUAACUUAUUUUCUCUUUUGUUUUUAUUUCUCUGUUUAGAUCGUUUGGGUUUUAACAAAAUCUAGUACAAUUUCAUGUCACAGGGAAAAAUACAGGAGACAUCAUGAUGUGUUUAAUACUUUUUUACUCACUGGAUAUAAACGCAUACAUAAAAUGUAUCUUUUUCCGUUAAGUUUCAGUUCCAAUGUACACUUUUUAGACGUUAUUCCCUAAUUAUUGACAUUUCCAUUGACCUUUAAACACAACAAGGCAAUACAAACUUCAAACUGUACAACAACUAUAAAAAUUGAUAUGUAAAAUUCCUUAAACAUGAUACACUGUGCCUUAUUUUUGUGUUUUAUUUUAAGAUAAAAACUUUAUAAACAAUGUUUAGAUAUGAAAUAUUAACAAUUACGUAUUAAAUAAAAAGAUAUUACUGUAUGUGUAUCGUAUUUUAAUACCCUUCACUCAUUCCAAACAUUUUUUCCCCCAUUUCUGUCAUCUGUUCAAUGUGAAAGAAGAUAUUUGUAAGAAGUUUGUAAUAGUCAAUGGCUGUUAACACUAUUUUUUCCUACAAUGGAUGUCAGUGAUUACCAAUUUCCCAAAAUCUUUAAACAUACCAUCUUGUUUUGUUAAACAGAAACUCAUGAAGGUUUUGUAAAUUAUUUUUUUUGGGUGAACUAAUCCUUUAAGCAUGUAAGCACACACACAAACACACACCCAGACACACAAAUGAAUAACAUAUAUCAAGUUGUUUACAGAUGACAGUGUUGCUUGUUAAAAUUGAGUUCAGCCAGUUUUCUGUAAUUGUGUGCAAAAUGUUAAAGUAAUGGGUUUAUCAGAUCAAUUAUUAAUAAAUAAUUAUGCAUGUUUAAUAUCCUAAUUAGUCUUUUUUUUAUAUUGUAGUGUAGUGAUUGGCACAUCUGAUGAACAACAUAUUAAAUAUGUAAUAAUUUCC